UCUAUUCAAAGGAUAUUAUAUAAGAUUUACCGCCACGUAUGGUGCAUGGUUAGUGUCGAAAUGACUACGUACAGUCAACCUGGUGGAAAGCGGCAGAAGGUGAAGGAGAGAGCUGAUGCAGGAGACUAUUUUCAGGGAAUAGAAAAGAUCGAGUACAAUAAUGCUGCGUCUGCGACCGAUACAUUGAAUUAUCGGUACUACAACGCAACGGAGCGCGUGCACGCUAAGACAAUGGAGGAUUGGCUGAAAUACAGCCUAUCACUCACUGAAUUCAGGAAUGCCAGUGCCGAAUACCCGAAAAUCAGCAACCAUCGACCCUGGGAUGACAAUUCUCAUUCCAUGGACAACUACAAGCGAUGCAUAAGAGCCUUCUUCGAUCUUUGUGCGAAACUCGGUAUCAAAUACUGGACAGCUUUGGAUUCCGAUUUGCUACCGAUAACGGACAGUUGGGACGAGAAUAAAACCAACUGGGAUGAUAUUGUGGAAUAUGUUCACGAGUUGAGCCAGAGAUACCAUGUUAAGUUGCUCUGGUUGGCGCCUGAUCUGCAGAUGCAUCCACGUUACACAACGGGAGCAAUCACAAACAACGACGCCAAUGUGUUCGCACAAUCCGCGUCGCAGAUUAAAAAAUGCCUCGAAGUAACACAUCGUUUAAAUGGCGAAUGUUUCAUGAUAUGGCCACACCGAGAGGGCUACGACGCAAUAUUCCAAUCCGAUGUUGCCAGAGAAUUGAAGUUAUUUGUGAAAUUACUUAAAAUAACUGCAGAAUAUAAGGACCGUUUGAAUUCCAAAAUACAAUUGUUGAUAAUGCCAUAUUGUGAGAGAAAAUUGAAAGAAAUGAUUAAUUAUUAUAUGUGGGAUAUUACAAGUUGUUUGUACUUCUUGAAGAACUACGGCUUGGAUCGGCAGUACAAAGUUUGUUCUCCGCCAGGACACCACAUGUAUAUGGCCAAUGUAUACAAUAUGCUGGGCGGCGUGUCAGUGUCAAAGCAGUUCGAUUUGUCAAAUAAUAAGAAUGUCACGCUGAUGAUGAAAAGUAUCAUUGAUCAGAAUUGCAUCCCACCGGGCGGUAUCAACUUAAAGGUAUCGGUACCACGCGAUACAGAAUUACGAGACUUGGUUGUUUGUUACGUUAAAUACAUUGAUAGCAUCGCCAAGGGAUUGCGAAUUGCAGCCAAUAUUGUCGCUGAACAGAUAUUUUCGAAACAUGUUCAGCAACGCUACAUUACCUACUAUAGUGGUUUUGGGUCUCGUGUUAUCAGCAGUGACGUCACUAUGGAGGAGUGCGAGGAGUAUUACAAAAAAAAUCAGCUCCACGAAGCGGCAAGCACGAAGCGCGAACAUUUUGACUUUGUCUUCCAGAGAUACUUGGACACUUGCGAUCAUAUUUGACAACUUUUUGACAUCGAUUGUUGUAAACUUGAGUAAUCAUUUCUCACUUCAAAACAAGUUCAUUCAUAUAAGCCUGCCUAAGAAAAUAAAUCAGUGUUGCCAUUCUAUAGUCAACAAUAAAAUAAAAAACAGUUUUGACGAUGCUUAAAAAAAAAUAUUUAACUAUUGUUAAAUAAAAAUGGUGUAUAGUAAUUUGACGUUUUGGUUAUAUUGCCCAAUUAAUGUCAGAUCCAAAUCAAAAAUAUUCCUUAAAUUUGAGUUUCGUGGCUAUGUGAGACAGAAGAAAAAAUAGACAGUUGAUUAAGUUACACAAUCGAUUGUCAAAAUCAAAUAUUAUUUUAUAAGUAUGUUAACCCAAAAAAAUUAAAAAAUGCCUCUAAUUGUACCUUAACGACAACACCGGGGAGUGUACGUUUAUCUAGUUGUAGUAAUUUUUAAUAUAUAUUCACCAUAUUUAAAGUAAAAUAAGUCGCAGUAAAGCUCCGCACUCUAACAUAGGAUAUUUAAAAUACUUGGCCAUUGCAAGAAAAAGCGACAAGGAUCUUUUGAAACUUAAAAAAGGUUGUUUAUCCACUCGUUUGAUUCAUUUGUCUUAGGUUAAAUUUCUUAGUACCAACUCUUUUCGAAAGUUGGCGAUCAUCAUGGCUACUUUAAUUGCCGCGAUUCUGAACAAUGACUUGAUGCUUUGAUCAAACCAUUGGCGAAGAUCAAACAAGACGUGUGUCAGCACCCAGGUCUUCUACCUUGCACUAUAUUUUUUUAGGCUAGUUUUUUUUGUUCAAUUUGCAGGACAUUAAAAACUCGGUAUGGAAAACCAGACGAGUAUCCUAGAUCUAUUCAAGAUCCUUUUAGGUUUUUUUACUAACAUCAAUACCGUGAUCUCAAUGUUGCCAUAAUAAAAAACUAAUUUUAGUUUUAUUGUUUUAAUAUUUUUUUGUUUUUUAUUCACAAUUAUUACAUGAGUGUACGUACACCGUUGUUGUGCUUAACACGACUUAGUUGUAAUGUAUCAAUUAUAUUAUAUUAAUUAUACAUUGAUUUACAAAUUCAUUUUGAUAGCCAUAGACAAUGUAUUGAGAUAUGUCAAAUUUUGACGAGCGUUUGACAGCUAGUAUUGAAAAGUUCUAUAGAAUUAACUAUUGUCCAAUAUUUACGUGAUUUAAUGUUACAAAGAUCAUUUCUAUAAAAAAAACAGGAUUUUUUGAUAGUUGGUUCAAAAAGCAAGGUAUUUUAUUUUAUAUUUUAAUGUUUGCUUUUGUUUUGCAUUCAUUUAUACCAAAAGUAUAGAAAACGCUGCGUCAAAAUUGCCAACAACUAAAUUUUCUAAUAUUUCAUACUCUUACUUUGCACAAUACCAAAAGGCUAAAUCUUUUAAAUAAUACUCAAUACAUUGUCAAUGGCUCCUACAAUACAAGACGACGAUGAUUUUUAAUGUUAUUCAAUCAAUUACAUUAGACGUUGAUCAAUCGCACUUUUAAUUGAUAACUAAGUGCGAACAAACAUCGGAAUCUGUCAAAAAUACCACAUGUCAUAUGACACUUAGUUGGUACAUUGACGUGUUCUGAAUUUCGGCCUAACUUUGACCUUAGAUCGUAGUUUUGACGUUGACAAGGAAUGUCGUGUCAUAAAAUGUACGCAGAUUUCAUUUCAACGUAUUUCUUUUUACUUCUUUCAAAAUUAUGAAUAAAAUCAUGAUUUAUA
Molecule: messenger RNA, 3093 nt
Organism: Pieris napi
Lineage: Eukaryota; Metazoa; Arthropoda; Insecta; Lepidoptera; Pieridae
Product: xylose isomerase-like
Exons: 8
Coding region: 46-1392 (448 amino acids)
Biological process (GO): carbohydrate metabolic process
Molecular function (GO): xylose isomerase activity
Source: RefSeq, a predicted model, not a curated record